Molecule: messenger RNA, 1056 nt
Organism: Eremothecium sinecaudum
Lineage: Eukaryota; Fungi; Ascomycota; Saccharomycetes; Saccharomycetales; Saccharomycetaceae
Gene: PEX35
Product: Pex35p
Exons: 1
Coding region: 1-1056 (351 amino acids)
Source: RefSeq, a predicted model, not a curated record
AUGAAGAUCGCAUUACUUCUCCGCCAAGUCAUAAAGUUCGUGAUUAAAGACGCGAAUAUUGAGGUGUUAGGGGGAAAGAUCUUUGCUAUAUUAAAGAUUGAAGAGCUUUUGCAACUGUGGGGACUGCUACGAACAGGCAGGUUGGCAAAACUGGCGAGGGUUUUAGAGCGUUGUGGUGCUCUGCCGGCGUUGCUAGUAUUAUACCCGUUAGCGGUCAAGGUCAAAGGAGAGUACGAGUGGUUGUCAUGGAACGGGACGAUGCUUUUAAGUAUGCUGCCAGUGGCGCCGAGCUUGCCGGAUUGGGCUGUUUCUCUUGCUUCUACAGAGUGUGUGUUGGGCGUGCUGAGCAAGCGGUUGACUUUUGUCCGACGUUGGUUUGAGAACAUGACCGUUGAAACUAGAAUUCUAAUCAGACAAGCCUUAAUAAGUGUAUGUAUUCCGCUGCUAAGGAGGGUGACUGUGAACCCGGGUCCAGUGGAACAGUGGCUCUUUGGCAAGAGGUCUAUCCUGCAUGAUUUCCUUAUAUUUUAUUCUGCGUGGAACGUUGCCUCUAUUUAUAAAUUUGUGAAGCAGUCUCUCUAUAGAGUGACGGACGGUAGCGAUAAGCGGAAAGAUCGAGCCAGGCCCUCAAGCCAUCACGCAGAUAUUGAGCCGUCGAAUGUUAACUCCAAGCACUUGCUCUACCGACUCCGCGAGAUGGACGAACUGUCAACGAAGAAGUACAACCGCUAUUUUGAUAGGUUGCUAAGUUGCACUAUUCGGAGGAACUUUACUAUAUGCAUGAAAUGGGCGCUUUGGAGACGCAGCAUUAACUGGUUGUUCAAUUGUAAUACGUCCUAUAUGGUUGGUCACCUUCAGAAAUCUGUCGUGAUAAUGCUCACAUUUUUAAUCCUCAAUGGCGAUGAAUACCUAAGUGUCAAUACGGACGCUCUUAAAUACCUUUUUCAUUGCAUUGUCACACAAAAGCUAGGCACAUUGGACCCUUCAGCCAAGUAUUUCCUGCUGUUAGCUGGCCUUAACUUUGAGUUAUAUAAUGUACAGCGCUUAGUUAAGUGA